AAUCCUUGGAACUUCUCUGCCUAAUAGUCGACCUCUCUUUGUGCAAGAUCUUCUUCUUCUUCACUCAAUAGCCAACAUCUUCUCUGUGCAAGAUCUUUUUCUUCUCUGCCCUAUGGCUAGCCUCUAUCCGUGCAAAAUCUUCAUCUUCUCUACCUAACAGCUAGCCUUUCUUUGUGCAAGAUCUUCUUCUUCUUUGCCCAACAACAACCCACCCAAUCCUUAGAACUUUCCCAAGCAAUCCCUAGUCCCAUUCCACGAAUUGGGGGUCGAAAUCCCUAGAAUUUUCACAACCAUUCUUGUCCUCAUUACUUUGAUCUUGAUCUUCUUCUUCUCUCCUUCAGUGUUGUAGAUUUCCUUUUAGCCUUUCUUUGUCGUUAAUACCAGCCCACCCAACGGUCAAUCCCUAGUCCCAUUUCACGAUUUAAGGGGUGAAAUCCCUAGAAUAGAAGCCCACCCAACAACAACACAAGGACCCAUAGCCAAUCUCGUCCUUAUCACUCUAAAUUUAAUCUUUGUAGUAAUGUUCGUUUAGCUGAACGUAAAAAUCGUACUUUAAUUGAUUUGACUAAUGCUAUGCUUGUUAGUUCAUGUGCACCAUCUAAUUUGUGGGGUAAAGCUGUUUUGACUACAUGUUAUAUGUUAAAUCGUAUUCCUAAUAAGAAGACUAACCUGACUUCUUUUGAGUUGUGGAGAGGCUAUAAGCCAAAUCUUAGCUAUCUCAAAGCUCGGGGAUGCUUGGCUUAUGUAAGAUUGACAGAUCCAAAAAGACCAAAGUUGGGUGCAAAAGCUGCGACAUGUGUAUUUAUUGGGUACGCAACUACAAGUAAGGCUUAUAGAUUCCUUGAUCUUGAUUCUAAUGUUGCUAUUGAAUCUGUGGAUGCUAUAUUUCAUGAAGAUAAAUUUCCUUUUAAACUUAAGAAGGAUGGAAGUCAUGAUUUUACAAAACAAAAUGAUUUUGAACCUAGUUCCUCAAUUUCAUCUCAUUUUCAAAACCAAGAGGACAUGGAUUUUGAACCUAAGAGAAGUAAAAGAACACGUAAAGAAAGAGAUUUUGGUUCAGAUUAUUAUGUAUAUAAUGUAGAUGGAGAACCAUUGUCUUUUCAAGAAGCUUUAACUUCUUCUGAUUCUGAUUUUUGGAAAGAAGCUAUCAAUGAUGAAAUGGAUUCUUUGAUUUCUAAUAAAACUUGGAAGUUGGUAGAUUUACCUCCUGGUUGUAAAACAAUAGGAUGUAAAUGGGUUUUGAGGAAAAAACUUAAACCAGAUGGAACCAUAGAUAAAUAUAAAGCAAGGCUUGUUGCAAAAGGCUUCAAACAAAAAGAGGAACUAGACUUUUUUGAUACCUUUUCACCUGUAACAAGAGUGACUUCCAUUAGAGUACUUAUAGCUGUAGCCGCCGUUCACAACAUGCUCAUCCAUCAAAUGGAUGUUAAAACGGCAUUUUUAAAUGGAGACUUGCAUGAAGAAAUUUACAUGGAUCAACCUGAAGGUUUUGUUGUGCCUGGCCAAGAGGACAAGUUGGAAUGUUAGGGAGAAUUACUAGCAAGCCUAAUUCCUUUCAUUGGGAGUGUAUUAAACACUUAAUGGGAUAUUUAUGUGCUACCAAAAAUUAUGGUUUAUGUUAUCAAAGAUACCCUGCUAUACUUGAAGGAUUUUGUGAUGCUGAUUGGAACACCUUGUUAGGGCUAGGCACUAUACCAUAAAUGCCACAAUUACCAUUGUAUCGUUCCAUUACUAGCGGAAACAGUAUGGUAAAUUACCAUAUGGUAAGUUUAAAUGGUAAUAUGGCAAUACCGUUUAGACCUGUGGUACGAUAUUGGUAUUGGAGGUCAUUACCACUUUUACCAUAUGGUUACCAAAUUUACCACUCAUUCAAAACUUUUUCCUCUUUUUUUUUUUUAUUCUACAAAGUUUUCAAUUGUUGCUAGUUCUCUUUUUUGUUUUUUUUUUUAUGUGUGCAUGUUUUGUAUAAUUAUAUAUUUGUAUGCUUCAAGAUGAUGAAGAAUGAUAUGAAGAAAAUAAGUUUUUAAGA
Molecule: messenger RNA, 2029 nt
Organism: Rubroshorea leprosula
Lineage: Eukaryota; Viridiplantae; Streptophyta; Magnoliopsida; Malvales; Dipterocarpaceae
Source: the annotation of a GenBank genome assembly